This is a messenger RNA of Lingula anatina, 1192 nucleotides long. Its product is annotated as retinol dehydrogenase 13. The record is from RefSeq and is a predicted model, not a curated record. NCBI's taxonomy places the organism in Eukaryota, Metazoa, Brachiopoda, Lingulata, Lingulida, Lingulidae.
AAGUACACUGUACUAUUUGUCUUUAAGCGUUUAUUGGUCCAACUUGACAAUGAUCGCUAUCUGAAAUGGAAGAUAAAUUACAUAAGUCUACAUAAAUAAUAAUCCUAUAGUAGACUACAGCAGUUAGAAACCAGAUUUUGUGAUCAAGACAAUUUGGAGCUGCCCUCUGACCUCUGACCUUCUUAUUCACAGCUAACAUGCAACCAAUUGACCUUGAUGACCUUAACAGUGAGAAGAGAUACUUAGGUCAGCAAGCUUACAAGGAUUCAAAGCUAGCAAAUGUGAUGUUCACGUUAGAAUUGGCCCGUAGACUACAAGGAACAGGUGUCACGGUGAACUGUUUGUGUCCAGGCUUCAUACCAAACACAGAAUUUUUGAGGAACAACGGCACAUUCAUACGUGGCUUUUGUAGAUACAUUAUUGGUGGGCUCAUGCGACCGUUUUUAAAGAUCACGCGGACGGUGGAAGAGGGAGGACAGGCCAUUGUACAGCUAGCUGUGGAUGAGAAACUGGCAGGCCAGACGGGGAAGUUCUUCAGAGACUUUGUAGAGGAUAAAGUAUCUGUGGAAGCCACGAAGGAGCAAGAUCAACAACGUCUGUGGCAGAUCAGUGAGAAAAUGGUUGGAUUGGAAUCAUAUCAGGGCAUGGAUUAAUGGCAGGGACUAAUUGGUUUUAGUGUUUUAUUAAUAAAUUAGAAAUAUAGAAAUAAAUCUAUUGCAGUUUUUGAAAUGAAGAUAUUGUUAGUAAUAUUUGAAAAAUAGAUGGUGCAGACUUUCAGAAGUUCUUAGUUCUGAAAAGUAAGUCAUCUUUCAUGUCAGAAAUUGUACUUUUUAUAAGUAAAUAUAAAAGAAACACCUUUCAAACACCUCGGGUGUAACAUUUAAAAGUAAUCUAUGAAGAAGCAAUCAUCUGAGCUUGUAUAACAUAAAAAUGAUUUCAUUUGGAGAAUGACUCUGUCUGAUAUUUGUUACAACUAAGAAUUUUGCUUCGUUCUCAGACGUGAUCGAUUAAAAAACCUGUUAAUUAUUGAUACAUUGCCCAAAUUUACCUGAAGUGUUUCACAUAUGUAGCCAUGUUAAGUGUCUAACUGUUAAUACGUUAUGUAUAUGUUAUUGUUAUAAUAAACCAUGUCUUGGGCCAGUGAACAUACAGUAUUUUAUAUUUUAAAGUUCCUCGUAUUACUGCGAUUUCC